Messenger RNA from Ricinus communis (castor bean), 1376 nucleotides. Its product is annotated as short-chain dehydrogenase TIC 32, chloroplastic. The record is from RefSeq and is a predicted model, not a curated record. Lineage: Eukaryota; Viridiplantae; Streptophyta; Magnoliopsida; Malpighiales; Euphorbiaceae. The coding region runs from base 204 to 1151 and encodes 315 amino acids. The transcript is spliced from 8 exons.
ACGACACCAUAGCCUAUGUGGCACAUUCCCAUUAAUAUAUUCCUUGAUUUGUCGCGCCAUAAUAGGCAAUUUCUUCAGGUCCAACAAUGCCUACAGUCGCCCUAAAUUUACAAUAACAAUAAUCCUUCAUGUUUGUUAGUUUCGGAAGUACACACACGAACACAAAACAGUCACUGACUCUGUAGUUUCUGAAUCCGUCCAGUAUGUGGAUUUUUGGGUGGAAAGGGCCAUCCGGGUUCUCAGCUAAUUCAACAGCUGAGCAAGUUACACAAGGGAUAGAUGGAACUGGCCUCACUGCUAUUGUCACAGGAGCAUCAAGUGGUAUUGGUGUGGAGACAGCACGUGUUCUUGCUCUGCGUGAUGUUCAUGUGGUUAUGGCAGUAAGGAAUGUAGAUGCUGGUAGGAACGUUAAAGAAUCAAUACUUAAGGAAAUCCCCACUGCGAAGAUUGAUGUUAUGCAGUUCGAUCUUAGCUCAAUGGCAUCAGUUAGGAAAUUUGCAUCCGAAUACAUUUCCUCUGGUCUUCCACUGAAUCUCCUUAUUAAUAAUGCAGGCGUCAUGGCAACUCCUUUCAUGCUUUCCCAGGACAACAUAGAAAGGCAGUUUGCCACGAAUCAUGUUGGCCAUUUUCUUCUAACGGACCUUUUGUUGGAGACCAUGAAAAACACAGCACGUGAAAGCAGUCGGGAAGGGAGAAUUGUUAAUGUAUCUUCAGCUGGUCACCGCUUUACAUACCGUGAAGGGAUUCGUUUCGAUAAAUUAAAUGAUGAAGCAGGAUACAACAGCAUAUUGGCUUAUGGACAAUCAAAGCUGGCUAACAUUUUGCACGCUGGUGAGCUUGCUAGACGCCUUAAGGAAGAUGGAGUGGAUAUAAGUGUUAAUUCUCUUCAUCCUGGAGCAAUUGAUACUAAUCUACUUCGUUAUCACAGUGUUAUCAAUGGCAUUGUAUCUCUGGUUGCUAAAUAUGUCAUAAAAAAUGUCCAACAGGGUGCAGCAACGACAUGCUAUGUAGCAUUGCAUCCACAAGUCAAGGGGGUUACAGGCGAAUACUUUUCAGACAGUAACAUAGCCACACCAACUUCUCAGGCUAAAGAUGCAGAUUUGGCCAAAAGACUAUGGGAUUUCAGUGUGAGACUGACCAAUCCCAAGUAGCUAAGCCAGCGAAUUCCAUAGCACUGCUUGCCUGGUUCUUGGUUGUCUUGUCUUUCGUUGCGUAUGCUCACUUGAUCUUGAAAUUGUCAAAGAAACUGUGAACUAAUUUGUCAGGGAUUUUCCUUUUCUUCCUGUGACAUAAGAAGCUUGAUAAAGACUUAUCAAAUAAAUUUAUCUGACGUUAUCGUCAUGAGUAACCAUUAUAUUAUGGUUACUGACCUUUAA